This is a messenger RNA of Caenorhabditis briggsae, 486 nucleotides long. The transcript has 5 exons. The record is from RefSeq and is a predicted model, not a curated record. The coding region runs from base 1 to 486 and encodes 161 amino acids. Lineage: Eukaryota; Metazoa; Nematoda; Chromadorea; Rhabditida; Rhabditidae.
AUGAAACUCACAAAAAACAAGAUUGAUCCUGGAGAGAAAAACUCAAACACAUUAGCUGGUACAAACAAUGAAGCAUUAGAAAAAUGGAAGCUUCGACUUCUCAAUGCUAUCAGCAUUACCAUAGACGAACAACCACCAAAAUCUGCCGACACUUCUACUAACUCAUCGGAUGAGGUUAUCGCAAAAUCUGCUGAAUCUUCUACUAACUCAUCGAAUGAGCCUGGCAAGCAGGUUCAACAAGCAGAUUCCAGCUCAAGAGCAUGGUGCGUGUGCAUGCCUGAGGAUGAAUCCGAGAGAAAAAUUGUUAUAGGUUUUUUCAUUGCAUCAAUCGUCAUCUUGCUGUUUGUUAUUCUAUUGGCUUGUGUGACAGGCGAAUGGAAGCCUGGACAACUUACCAAUGUCUAUCUCAAAAGUGCUCGACUAGCACAAGGACCUUCUGGAAGCCGAAAAGAGUCAAUUGGAUUCCGUGCUCGUCGAGAGAUUUAA